AUUACACAUUUCGCCAUUUGUGGCUAACUUUACAAAUUUUUACAACCAAAGGACUAAAAACCAAGGUUGUAGGUCAAAACAACAAAGAUCUGCGAUGAAAAGGGACUAGGUACAGCCCAGGCUCCAAUCUCGAGAUUCCGACGCAAUAAGCGAACAAACUCUGCAAAAUAUGGAAAAUUGUGCAAGUACACUAAUCUCAAAGGUCUCUGAGACCGUUAAUUUGAUCCUGGGUAGUUGUAUUCCAAAGCGCGAAAACGACUAUGAGGAGCAUUUUGAUGGGCCAAAGGAUGAUGAAUGUAGAAAGGAAGAGCUGAAACAACUGGUUUCCAUGUUCGCAUCAAACGCACAAAACUAUAUUGGAUGCAUCAGAAUAUCACUAGACGAUGGUAAAAAGCUGGAGUCGAGCUACAAGCUUGACAGUAAGCUAGAGGUACUUUGUAUCAAGACUGGAAAGCAUCUCCAAGAGAUUCCCCUGUCCAGCGUUGACGGCAUUUACAAUUUUGAUGAUGUCUCUAGUGACGAGAACAUGAUGCAAAACAAGACUAUUGAUACACUCACCAGGAACGAAAGGAGUCGCUUUGUAAUGAUUGAACAUUUCGAAAAUGGUCAAAGGCAAAGGCUAUUUAUGCUUGUCGAAGAGGUUGGAAAUAGUGACCCAUUUGUCACUGUUUUACGUAUUUUAAAAAUGUACGCUGAUAAUAAAACUUGAACUAUAC
Theileria equi strain WA is the source of this 716-nucleotide messenger RNA. RefSeq lists its product as hypothetical. NCBI's taxonomy places the organism in Eukaryota, Apicomplexa, Aconoidasida, Piroplasmida, Theileriidae. Bases 170 to 709 code for a protein of 179 amino acids. The record is from RefSeq and is a predicted model, not a curated record. The transcript has 4 exons.